Messenger RNA from Hibiscus syriacus, 1994 nucleotides. Its product is annotated as UDP-glucuronate 4-epimerase 3-like. The transcript has a single exon. The record is from RefSeq and is a predicted model, not a curated record. Lineage: Eukaryota; Viridiplantae; Streptophyta; Magnoliopsida; Malvales; Malvaceae. Bases 369 to 1676 code for a protein of 435 amino acids.
AGAAAACGAAGAACAAAAAAUUUUUUAAAAAAAGGGAAAAAAACUGUAAAUUCCUAGGUUUUUACCAAAUCAAAGUACCCAGCUUAUUUAAAUUCCAGUUGCUUGAUUCUUGAUUGAAACCCAUGAAUCAAUUCUAGCAGCAAUAUCGAACCCUUUUCAUCUAUUGGAAAAACCAAGACUUUUCCCCAUUUUUUUCAUCAGAAUAUGGAGAAGAAGUAGUAGCAUUUAAAGAACUUGCUUUUCCCUUUCUUCCACCGUGUCAACCACCGUCAGCGCCGCCGUUUAAAGCGGAGUAUUCCCCAAAUCUUGAACACCCAUUUCUUCAAUACCCCAAAAUUUUAAUACCCAUUUCUUGAAAGCUUUGUACAAUGUCUCAUCUUGAUGAUAUUCCGUCAACGCCGGGGAAAUUCAAGAUGGAGAAAUCGCCGUUCAUCCACGGUCGAAUGAGGUGGCAUUGGCAAUCUUCACUAGCGAAGCUCAGUUUCUGGUCAUUAAUCUUCACCGGCGUGAUUUUCAUAUUCUUCUUCCGAUCUCCGUCGUCGAAUUCGAUCGCUCAAGACCCUUCUCGCCGCUCUCUCCGUACUUACAAUUGGGGAGGACCCGUUUGGGAAAAACGGGUCCGUUCUUCCGCCCGAGUCCGUUCUCAUAACGGGUUCUCCGUUUUGGUCACCGGAGCCGCCGGUUUCGUCGGUACCCACGUCUCAGCCGCCUUGAAAAAGCGCGGCGACGGCGUCCUGGGACUCGAUAAUUUCAACGACUAUUACGAUCCUUCGUUGAAACGAGCUCGGCAAGCGCUUUUGGAGCGCAGUGGGGUUUUCAUCGUUGAAGGAGAUAUCAAUGAUUCCGCUCUUUUAAGGAAACUUUUCGAGGUCGUCGCCUUCACCCACGUUAUGCAUUUGGCUGCUCAAGCCGGCGUCAGGUACGCCAUGGAAAACCCUGGCUCUUAUGUGCAUAGCAAUAUUGCUGGUUUCGUUAAUUUGCUCGAAGUUUGCAAGUCGGCAAAUCCGCAGCCAGCGAUCGUGUGGGCGUCUUCGAGUUCGGUUUACGGGCUUAAUAGCAAAGUUCCAUUCUCAGAACGAGAUCAGACUGAUCACCCUGCUAGUUUGUAUGCUGCUACUAAGAAAGCCGGUGAAGAGAUUGCUCACACAUAUAAUCAUAUAUAUGGACUCUCUUUAACUGGUUUGAGGUUCUUCACUGUUUAUGGUCCUUGGGGAAGGCCGGAUAUGGCGUAUUUCUUCUUCACUAGGGACAUUUUUAAAGGGAAGUCGAUACCGAUAUUCGAGGCGGCUAAUCACGGCACGGUGGCUCGGGAUUUCACCUACAUUGAUGACAUCGUAAAAGGGUGUCUAGCUGCAUUGGAUACUGCCAAGAAGUGUACCGGUAGCGGAGGGAAGAAGAAGGGUCCGGCUCAAUUCAGAAUAUACAAUUUGGGGAAUACUUCGCCGGUGCCUGUUUCGGAGCUCGUGAGUAUUCUCGAGAGGCUUUUGAAGGUUGAGGUAAAGAGGAACUUCAUGAAGUUGCCACGGAACGGGGAUGUUCAGUUUACGCACGCCAAUAUUAGCUUGGCUCAAAGGGAGCUUGGAUAUAAGCCCACGACCGAUUUGCAUGCCGGGUUGAAGAAGUUUGUGAGGUGGUAUCUCGGUUUCUAUUCCAACGGGAAGAAAGCUGCCGAAUAACUAUCGUUCUCUGUAUCGCGGUAGGAUCGAAUCCUCUGAAUUAUUGUUCAUUAUUAUUCGUAUUAACUUGCUUAAGUAUCGAUAUUCGACAUUAUCUAUAAUGAUUGUUGUAUAAGGAGGUACAUUAUUGUCCUGCUUUGAAGAAGUUUUUUAAUCAGUGGGCAAACACUGUAUCAAAAGAAUAAUUGAACAAUCUUUUGCCUUUCCCCUUGGAAUGUAAUUUUUGCAGUUUUUGGCCUUGGACAAGACCAUAUGCUGAUUGAUGGACCUGUAUCAUUGUUAUGCAAUUUCAAUAAAAAUAGCACAUAAACUUUAUCU